AUGGGCAUCGAACAAAACAAUGAAUCCAUGAUGUGGAAAAGCCUGUCAGUCCCGCUGGACCCAACCUCUCAAAAAGACCAGCCUUGCGCGUCUGCAGACGCACCAAACAUUGUCCUCCCGCCGUAUCUUCGCCCGGUGCCCAGCCAUAUUGCCAACGAAGACCUUGUCUACCUCGAGAAAAAGAAAGCCUUUGAGAUCCCCGCCACCAUCCAACGCAACGAGCUGAUUCGGUGUUACAUCCAGUACGUGCACCCUCUUUUGCCCAUCAUCGACCUGCGCGAUUUCCUGCGCGCCAUCGACCAACAUGAGCCCAGCGAUCCCAUCAGCCUGAUGUUGCUCCAGGCGGUCAUGUUUGCGGGCACCACGUUCAUCGACAUGACCUACGUCACGGGCUACGAAGACCGACACGCGUACCAAAAGGCGUAUUUCCAAAAGGUCAAGACGCUGUACGACCUCGACUACGAGGAGGACCGCGUCACCAUGGUUCAGUGUGUCCUCCUGAUGACGAACUGGUACGAGAGACCCAGCUACCACAAGGACAUAUGGCACUGGGUCGGGAUUGCCGUGGCCGACGCCAGAUCCAUCGGGCUCAACUAUGAGCCCCAAGCCGGCGCCGGCACCGUCCAGGAGAAGCGCCUCUGGAAGCGGAUCUGGUGGAGCUGCUACACGCGCGACCGGCUGGUCUCGACCGGGAUGCGGAGGACGAUGAGGAUCCGCGAAGAAGAGUGCCAGCUCUCGAUGCUCGACCUGGCCGACUUUGAAGCGUGCACCUCCCUUUCCGACUUUGAACACAUGAUCGGGACCGCGUGCGCCGUCGGCGAGGGAGCCACCCACGCGAACCUGGUGCGGCUGUACAUCGCGCUGAUUGAGCUCUGCAAGAUCAUCGCCGAUGUUUUGACAUUGCAGUACGAGGAGCCGUCGCAGAAGAUCAAGGGCACUCGCGAAGCCACGUCGAAGCUGAUCCCCAAGCCGCGGGCCAGUGCGUUGGAGGUGGAAAUGCGCGAUCGAGACCUUGAGGCGUGGUACGCAGGGCUACCCGUGGAGAUACGGUAUUCAUUCCUGGAGACACCCGAAGACAGGAAACCCGUCAGCGACCGUCUCGUCUACCUGCACAGCACCGUGGUGGCCAGUGUGUAUUUGGGCAUCUCCAGCGCGCUGUACCGACCGCAAUGUUGGACGCCCGUCACGGAGCACCCGACAGAGAUGCGCAAAAAGGCCAUGGUCAAGGUCUACGACGCCGCGUGCAAGGUGGCGCAGCUGUACCGAGACGUCGUCGCCCGCAACAUGAUCGACAGCGUGCCCAACACGAGCGUCGCCGUCCUGCUGCCCGCCUGCGUCGUCCUCCACGCCGAUGCCAGCCGCAUCACCUCGCCGACGCGGAACCGGUCCCGCCACCUCCUCGAGGAGUGCAUCCAGGUCCUCCAGCAUCUCAGUCGCACCUUCGCCUCGGCCCGCUUCGCCCUCUGGCUGGCCUCGCAAAUGAUGCAGAAGAUAAAUCUGUCCACCCAAAUCUCGACAAGUCAGCCCGAACCUCAUCCCUCUGACCCGAACGCAGAUCAGUCCACGGUGCACCCAGCGCCGCCACAGGACCCGCCACCCGCGACUGCUUGUCACCCGCUGAUGGGACCUCCGUUGAGCUUCGAACCCAGCCUCCCACAAGAAGCACCGAAUCUCGUCCCAGCGGAGAUGAUACCAGAUGGCGCUCACUUGCCGGUGCUAGAAGAGCAAGGGGAGGACAUUGACCAGAGUGAUGACUUCUUGCUGAAUGGCACAUUCUCGCUUCAGGAGAUCGAGAACCACAUGAACCGUGCGUGGUGGGACCCUAUGGUGAAUUUUUAA
Molecule: messenger RNA, 1839 nt
Organism: Fonsecaea pedrosoi CBS 271.37
Lineage: Eukaryota; Fungi; Ascomycota; Eurotiomycetes; Chaetothyriales; Herpotrichiellaceae
Exons: 1
Coding region: 1-1839 (612 amino acids)
Biological process (GO): DNA-templated transcription
Molecular function (GO): DNA binding; zinc ion binding
Source: RefSeq, a predicted model, not a curated record